Messenger RNA from Amphiprion ocellaris (clown anemonefish), 1047 nucleotides. It is a transcript of the gene mrpl46, whose product is annotated as mitochondrial ribosomal protein L46. Gene Ontology annotation, cellular component: mitochondrial large ribosomal subunit. The transcript has 4 exons. The coding region runs from base 16 to 894 and encodes 292 amino acids. Gene Ontology annotation, molecular function: structural constituent of ribosome. Lineage: Eukaryota; Metazoa; Chordata; Actinopteri; Pomacentridae. The record is from RefSeq and is a predicted model, not a curated record.
AUGUAGCACCAGAAAAUGGCUGCGCCCUGUGGAAGGAUGGCGAGUCGGCCUCUCUUCCAGUUGCUCUCUUGUUUUAACAGGACGGCGGUCGGGAACGCGGGGAUCCGUCAGUUUUCCACUGCUUCUGUUUGUCGAGCGACUUUACAGGCCAAAAGUGUGACGGAAAGAGCGAGUUCUCCGUGGACUCUGAUGGCCGCCGUGUGUCUGCAGAGGCUGCCGGUGAUUUCAGCGGACUGCAAUCCUAUAGAGCAGCAGUUCAAAGACAUGAUACUCCAGAUGGAGCUGGAGAAAAGCGUGCUGUCGGACCACGAGCUGCAGCUGCUGGAGGAUGCUGAGAGGAUGAGGCGUAAGCAGGCAGACGACUAUGACUCAGAUGAAGAGGAGGGCCGCGACGGGCAGGAGAUCAUGUUGGCUCAGGACUUAGAAGAUGCCUGGGAGCAGAAGUUGAAGAGCUUCCAACCAGCACCGAGGGCCAGAGCCGACGUAGAUAAGGACCUGACCUCAGCACAGCGCUGCCUGGCCGAAACGCUGGUUCUGUUAGCUGAGCAGCAGGUGGGUAAGGAGAAGCUGUGGCUGCUGCCUCAGACUCAGUGGCAGGAGGGAGAAACGCUGCGACAGACGGCUGAGAGAGCCCUCGACUCCCUGCCAGCUGGUUACAAGGCGACUUUUCUCGGCAACGCCCCCUGCGGAGUGUACAAGUACAAACUGCCUAAAGCCAUUCGGACAGAGAACACAGUCGGGACAAAGGUGUUCUUCUUCAAAGCCAUUCUGUCAGACAGCGCUCCUCCCAAAGCCCCAAAGGCUCCUUUGCUGUGGUUGACGAAGAGUGAGCUACAGCGAUACCUGAAGCCAGCGUACAUGAUGAAGGUCGACCGUUUCGUCCUCGGUGUGUGACACCUAAACUCACACAAGGGACGCUGACUUACAGAACAAUAUUUAUGAGGCCCAGAAAGUUACCUUUGGUGCUUAUCUGUCAUAUUCUAUCAUAAAAUGUCAUUCAUUGAGAUAUGUAUGUUUCAUUAUAUAAAUAAAUUGUUUUUCCAUUCA